Messenger RNA from Lontra canadensis (Northern American river otter), 1319 nucleotides. RefSeq names its product trans-2,3-enoyl-CoA reductase like (gene TECRL). Lineage: Eukaryota; Metazoa; Chordata; Mammalia; Carnivora; Mustelidae. Gene Ontology annotation, biological process: very long-chain fatty acid biosynthetic process. Bases 58 to 1149 code for a protein of 363 amino acids. The transcript has 12 exons. Gene Ontology annotation, molecular function: oxidoreductase activity, acting on the CH-CH group of donors. The record is from RefSeq and is a predicted model, not a curated record.
CAUCACACUUGCAAGUGUCUUCUGUUGACAUGACAGAUUCUCCUUCUAGUUCACACAAUGUUCAAAAGGCACAGGUCCCUUACUUCGGAACGCAAGAGAGAAAUAUUUUCCCAAGGAAUUACCCGGUCCAUGAUGAGGAAUGACUUGAGAAACUUUCACUGUUUGUCGCAACUUGUGCUCUCAGCAGGCCCUCUAAAAUCAGCUCCAGUAUCUAAACAUUCAAAAACUGUGCACUUUGAGAUUGAAAUACUUGAUGCUCAAACAAGAAAGCAGAUAUGUAUUGUGGAUAAGGUGGUGCAAACAUCUACUAUUCACGAUGUUAAACAAAAAUUCCACAAAGAAUGCCCAAAAUGGUAUCCUUCCCAAGUUGGCCUUCAGCUAGAACAAGGUGGGCCUUUUUUGAAGGACUACAUAACCAUUCAAAGCAUCGCAGCUUCCUCCAUUGUCACUCUUUAUUUUACAGACCUAGGUCAACAGGUCAGUUGGACUACAGUAUUUUUGGCUGAAUACACAGGACCUCUGCUGAUAUAUCUCCUCUUUUAUUUGAGGAUCCCAUACAUAUAUGACAUGAAAGAGAGCUCCAGAAGAUUACGCCAUCCAGUGGUACACUUGGCUUGCUUCUGUCAUUGUAUACACUAUAUCCGUUAUCUUUUGGAAACCUUAUUUGUCCAUAAAGUUUCUGCAGGACAUACGCCUUUGAAAAAUUUGAUAAAGGGCUGUGCCUUUUAUUGGGGAUUUACUUCUUGGAUUGCCUACUACAUUAAUCACCCACAGUAUACACCACCGUCGUUUGGAAACCGGCAAGUCGCAGUAUCUGCUAUCAAUUUUUUGAUUUGUGAAGCUGGAAAUCAUUUCAUCAAUGUAAUCUUGGCUCAUCCCAAUCAUACAGGAAUUAAUGCAUGUUUUCCAAGUCCAAAUUAUAACCCCUUCACAUGGAUGUUUUUCCUGGUGUCAUGUCCUAACUACACCUAUGAGAUUGGAUCAUGGAUUAGUUUCACAAUCAUGACACAAACUCUGCCAGUUGGGAUUUUUACACUUCUGAUGAGUAUCCAGAUGUCUCUGUGGGCACAAAAGAAACAUAAGAUUUAUUUGAAGAAAUUCAAUUCUUAUAUGCAUAGAAAAUCAGCAAUGAUUCCAUUCAUACUGUAGGAAAAGUGUAUAGAAGAACAGUAUAUAAUCUCAAUAAAUCAGACAUGGGCAAUUGUUGACUAUAAUUAACAGAAUUUCAAAAACUACAGUACUUUUACUGAGGGGUGCCUGGGUGGCUCAGUGGGUUAAGCCUCUGCCUUCGGCUCAGGUCACGAUUUCAGGGUCCUGGG